Molecule: messenger RNA, 1050 nt
Organism: Quercus lobata
Lineage: Eukaryota; Viridiplantae; Streptophyta; Magnoliopsida; Fagales; Fagaceae
Product: F-box protein SKIP23-like
Exons: 2
Coding region: 1-1050 (349 amino acids)
Molecular function (GO): protein binding
Source: RefSeq, a predicted model, not a curated record
AUGGCGGAUUGGUCUCAGCUCCCCCGAGAUCUCUUACACCUAAUAGCCAAACGCCUCAAGAGCCGCAUCGAUCUCCUCCGCCUCCGCUCCAUUUGCUCUUCAUGGCGCUCCUCUAUUGCUCUUACACCCAAACAACACCGUCACACCCCAAUUCCCACCACAGACGACUCCAAAUCCACCCUCAGUCUCGACCUAUCCGAACACACCGUUUAUCUUAUCGAAUCACAACAAGAAGGGUCUCCUCCAAAACGCUGGUUGGUCAAGGUUUUCGAAGACCAACAUGGUCGAAUGCACUUGCUUGACCCACUUUCAAGCUCCAAGGUUGUCGGAUUCGACAACUUGUUAUUGGAUUUGAGAGAGUUUAAAGUGUUUGAGAACAUGUUCUUCAUCGUACCGCAACAAAACAAUGAUUUUGCGUUGGUGACCCCACAUCGAGAUGGUGGAGGUGGAGGAUUGGCUUUCUUCAAUUCGAGAAUCCAGCAAUGGAUUACUAUUGGGUCCCACCCUGCCACGUCAUCAUGCAUAGCAGUGACUCACUUUGAGGGAAAGUUCUAUGCUGUGGAUACCAAAGGAAGAACAAUUAGUAUUGACCAAUUUUUAGAUUCAAAAGUGGUCACUAAUUUGGGGUCUGAUGCGUACAUGAAGUACUUAGUUGAAGCAGGUGGUGAAUUGUUGGUGGUUGAAGCAUAUCUUCCUUUUCCUAAUGCUGAGGGACUCAUUGGCAGUGAGAGCCAUAGGGGUUUGUGUAUUGAUUAUUUUGAGGUCUCUAAGUUGAACAAAGAAGGGGAUAAAUGGGUUAAGGUCAACAGCUUGGGGGAUUGGGUGUUGUUUUUGGGAAUUUAUUCUUCGUUUUCUGUGUUAGCUUCUGAGCUUCCAGGCUGCAAGGGGAAUUGCAUAGUUGUGACUCAGCCAAGGUGGAAAGAAUUUAAUCUGGAUGGUCAUGAUACGUAUGUAGUUGAAUUGGAAAGUGGUAGAUCUGGACCUUUGGGGAAUUACCCAGAUUUUUCCAAGUUGUUGUUUCCUGGUGGUAUGGGUACUUCUUCCACUUGA